Molecule: messenger RNA, 3585 nt
Organism: Physella acuta
Lineage: Eukaryota; Metazoa; Mollusca; Gastropoda; Physidae
Product: tumor necrosis factor alpha-induced protein 8
Biological process (GO): regulation of apoptotic process
Cellular component (GO): cytoplasm
Source: RefSeq, a predicted model, not a curated record
CUGGCGCGUCGAAUAAAAUAUUGACGAGCUGUAAUCUCGACCACGCGGAACUGGUGCAGUGAAUUGUUUGCUGUCUGUUGUAGCGCAGUCAAUAGCCGUGAGUAAUUGCGAGGGUAUAAAAUUUGGCUGCCACUUGACGUACUUGAGAGCGUAGCCAGAACUGGCGGGGCGCGCGAUGUGACACUGGCCAGGAUUUGCAUUGAUUUCUGCUGUCAACAGGCUUAGAGAUUACGGUACGCCAUGGCCGUGUUUGUCUCGGCUAUGUUAUUACUUACUGUUCGGAUUCAAUGCACAGCUUGUUUCGUUUCGUUUUCGAUAGAGGUGGCUAGAUGGUGCUAGUUCAAGUCCCACAUUGAUUCCGUACAUGGUUUUGAUUUGAUGUCCACAGACUCAGGAAUUAAACAAACGACACUUUAAGACUCAAAAUGGCUGAACCAGGGGCUGGGUUUGACUCCAGAGGACUGGGGCUACGCGCACAGAAAAAACUUCUGGGGAAAAUGUCAAGUAAAAAGAUUGCCAUGACAUUUAUUGAUGAAACAACAGGGCGGGUGCUGGACAAUGCCCACAAAGUGCUGAAGCAAUAUAAAGGACAUAAAAAAGAGGCAGAUAAAGUACUGAAGUACAUCAUCAAAUCGGUUGUCAAGGUUGGGAUACUUUACAAAAAUGACCAGUUCAACAGAGAGGAAUUGACCAAUGUGGAGUUGUUCAAACAAAAGUUUCAUUCACUUGCAAUGACAUUAGUUUCAUUUCACCAGGUUGAUUUCACAUACGACAAAGCCUUUUUAAGGAAAAGCUUAGAAGAAUGCAAGCAGCUUCUGCAGACAAUAAUAGCCCGGCAUCUAACAGACAAAUCAAAGACUCGCGUCGAUAUAGUAUUUAACACAUUUAGUGAGCCAGAGUUCCUUGAUGCUGUCUUUACCAACCAAUCCUUCAAGUCUAUCAUGGAGGCUAUAGUGGCUGACCUAAAUACUCUGAUGGAUGAAGGCAACUUGUGAUACGCCAGCAGUCAAAGUUUUUGUUGAGUUUUUCUCUCACAUUUAAUCGAUAGCUUCUGAAACAUUGAAUUGUAGCCUGCAAAUCUAAGUUUCAAUGUUUCCAUCUACACAAUGUGUUAACCUUCAAAAGUACUCAAAUUAUUUAACUUUCAUAGCAAGCUACAGCUAUUCUUUAUUAAGAUUACCUAGGAACUGCACACUGUGCAUUUUGGAAGUGCUGAUUUUUUUUUUAAAACGUAACUCUCAUGGGAGUUUUUGAAUAUAAAAAAAAUAACUUUCAUCGAUUUGAAGGAAACACUUGUAGAUGGCGCACAUAUGCAAUGUUACAACGUUCCAUUUAUACACACCCAUGACUCUCUGAGAUGUUUUCACAGGGUUUUUUACAUGUGGUUUGCUCAAUCUACUUAAAUAUUUGUCAUUUUAUUUUUGAUGGUGGUUUAGUUUUUGAAGAAUACUGUUACAUAAAACAAUAUAAAUAACUUAAUGGUAUCAUAAUACAACAGCUAGUUUUUAACCUUUGUACCAGCUUGGUUACUGCUUGCUAAUUUUUUUUUAUCCCUCUUAAGAUAUCCAUUAAUUUUUUUUUCACAGUUUUUAAACUGCUGAUUUUAUAAACACAUAUUUUUUUUAAAGUUUAGAAUUUAUACUAACUUGUCAGUCAUACACUACAUUAAGAUGUGGUGUAAUUAUCCUCCAUUGCAGCAUGUGAACGCAUGAAAAAAUGUAUCAUUUGAACCUGUGUAAAUUUACCUAUAUCUAAAAAGAUAUCUGUGAUUUCUCAACUAAACCAUACAAGUGGCAGAUUAAUUUCAGAUGCAUGGAAGCAUUAAUGCAAUGUCCAAAAUUGUACUUGUAUCUUAGUUGGGUAUCAUUCUAGUCAGCUCUUAUGUAGCUUUAAUGAAAGCCUGAAGCUUAAUUAAACCAUCCAUGAAGAGUAUGUGGACUGGUAUACACUCAACUUUGUAUCAUCUAAUGUCAGUAUUGUGUGUGAAUGUACAUAAAAACCACAUCCUAAUGCAGAUAUGCUAGUUGAUCUUUGUUUAUACAUAUGUUGUAUGUUGUCAGCAUUCCAUAAGUGGGAACAAUUCUUUGCAUUAGCUAAGAAAAACUAUGUUACCUAUGAUAUCAGGGUUUGUGGCUAAUGUAACCUAUGAUAACAGGGUUUGUGGCUAAUUUUACCUUUGAUAACAGGGUUUGUGGCUAAUUUAGCCUAUGGUUGUAGCUACGUGGGAAAAUACACAUUGCUUUAGUGUAAGCUAGUUUUUUUGUGUGUAGAUUAUACAAAGAAGGUUUCGAUUGGAUAUUCAAUUUUCUUUGUUAUAAAUGUGUAACAUUAUUUUAAUUGUAUUUAUGACAGCAUGUCUCAUUGUAUUUAUAUGCAUGUCUACACCUUAUUUGUAACAAUAACUUCACCUUUAUUUUUCUAUUGUUAUUUUGUGUUAUUUACCUGUAAAACAAUACAGGUUUAUUCAUUAAAAUGCAUCAUGAUCACCACUAUGCAGGCUGCUCCAUAUUCCCUCUAUGCUACAUACAUUGAACUCUUUCCAUUAGUAAACAUACACAACCGUAAUAAUUCUAUUUUCUGCACCUAAUAAGUGCCAUGGUAAAUCUAUUUUCUAUUUCAAUUUUUGCUGUGUAUGUAUGACUUUAUCUGAAAGUUAACAUUAUCUUAAAUUGGAUAAUUCAUCUGUCAGAACACUCAGGCUCUGGUGAGCCAUGGCUUCACAUAUUGAUGUCAUUUAAAUUCAUAUUCAUGUAUCUUGAGUAUUUAAUCAAUUAUAAUGCUUUAGUAUUUUUUUAAAAUAAUAAAUGAAACCAUUUUGGAUCAGUUUUUUAAAAGUGAUAUAAAUGCAUUGUUAAACUGUUAAACAUCAUUUGUCCAAGACAGCAUUCCACUAGUCCUAUUGGACUUGACAACUUAUAUUUUGAUGAAAAAUCUUUUUCCACACAAACUGAAAACUGUUAAAAAUCCAUUCUUUAAAAUUCCUUUUAUUUUUUUUUAUUCCGUUAUACCUAAGCUAUAAUAUAUGCAAUUAUGAGCUGUUUUUAACCCCCCCCCCCCCCAUUUAUUUCAUGUAUGAUAGUGUUUACUGUUAGUACAAUAAAUAUUAAGAAUAAAUCAACUGUCCCUUAGCACAUGUAAUAAAUCUGUGUGAUCUACUUAUAUUACAGCUGUGCCUUGUUAGAGUUACUUACCCUUGUGGAAAUAGUUAUUUACCUAACCAAUAACUUAACCAGUUUUUAAAAUGUGAUGAAAUUAUAUAUUCAGUAUAAACAAAUUUCUUGUAAUAAAAAUUGCCAUUUGUCUUCCACUGCAUGUGAAUAUUUUGUAUUGUAGAGUGUUAUAAUCCAUUCCGUGAUUCAAAAAGUAUUUGUUGUGCAUCUGGUUUCCUCUAAAACAUAAUUAUAUUGGCUGUAAGUGGAGGAUGCUGGGGUCUAUUUAAAUUAGUGAUGUGUCACCGUGUGCCAAAUGGACAUUGUCUAGUGCUGAAGUACAAAACUGUCAUCUGUGUCAUGUUGUAAACCUUGUAUUUUGUCAGACUUGCAGUUAGACAAUCACAUUACCUAGCUGUCAAUAAAAUAUCAUCCU